AUGCUGACUCAGAAACUGAAGGGCCUCUCAAGUUCUAAUCAUAUGCAGAUAGGAGUCGUCUCUGUGCAGUUACUCAAUCAGAACUCCGAGCCCAGAGGGGGCGAUCGAGCGGGGCGUGGGAGGCCCGCACGCUCCCCACCCCCAGCCGCGACCCGGAGGAGGGCAGCGUGCAAGGCGGCUCGACCCCCCCCCCCCACCCGAGUGCCCGCGGCUGGAGAAACCUCCCACAGGCUCGCGGCCCAGGUCUGCAAAGCCCCCUCCACCGCCUGGGCCCCGGGCGCCGCGGCCCCCAGCGGAGGGGAAGGGGACCGAGGAGGGGAAGAAGCUGUAAACAGCCCCAGCGUCCGGGCCUCGCCUCGAAGAGCCCCGCUUCCCAGGCCCCGCCGCGGCCGCCUGAGUCCCCAGCCCGUCCGAGGGACGCCCCUCCCGGGGCCUCGGGGACCGGAGGGGAGUCAGGUCUCCUCCCCAGAGGGCUCCGGCAGCUCGCGGAGCGGUCCCAGCAGCAGAGAAGGGGGAAGUCAGGACUUACCUGUCAUUACUUUCUACGCCAUCUUGGAUCCACUUGUCAACGUCCCCACAAAGCAUUAUGGCUGUCUCCUCCCCUCGGCCGGUAACGUGAUCCGUGACCCUCUAGGUGGGGACCCCUCCCCUAGGAAUGUGGCUUUGGGCACUGCGGUAUCCACCCAUUUGCAGUCCCGGCUGAGAGUGGACUGUGACUUCCUGGGGCAGGUUUGGCGGAAAGGUAAAUAUCCCUUGUGAUUCUCCGGACAAGAAACGAGCCAAAUGUAUAUCGGAUGUAAGUCCGUUUUAUUAAGGAGCCUGAAAGUAUAAACAACAACCAAAAAAACCUUGCAGACCCACGAGCCUUGUGACCAGCUUUCAUGGAACUCAGCGGUCCUCCUCAGAGCCACAACCAGAGGCCCUCCCAUAACAGUGAACCCCGGUGUCCCAGAAGACAGCAGCAGGGCCAAGGGUUGAUUUAUCAGCCGUUAUUCAAAUCCCCACUUGCACACAGCCGGAUUUCUUUUCAGCGCGGCCUAAUUAUUUUUUGCUGGCCCUUGUAUCAUGUCCGCUCGCCUGAUUUACUUGAAUAAAGGCUUGUGUGAAGUGAAGAGUCUCCAACCAAAUGACCAUUGGAAGUAGAUAGUGGUUCAGUGCACCGGACAAAGCUGUGCUUCCUGGAACUCUCCUUCCAGACGGGUCAAAAGCCAUAGCCCCGGAGACCAAGGAGCCAGCCUCAGGCCGACGGGAACAGCUGAACUCUCUCCCCUGCCAUUCCCGACCUCUCUCCCUUGCUUGGCGCAUCUCGUGCUUUCUUGCCUGCCUCUUUCCUCUUCCUGUUUUCCUUCCCUCCCCUUCCUCCCUUAGCAGCCGCAGUCUUACUCAUACCACACCUCUUAACCAGACGUCUUACUGUCCUUCAUCCUACUUUCCGGGGCAUCUUUGGACUUGUUCCUGUUUUCUUCUCCUCUUUCCAAACAUCUCCUGUCUCCACGUACGGGGCCCAGGCCACCCCCACCCAAACCUAGUGUCUUGUAUGCCACCAGUCCCGAUACUGUCCCUGGAGUCAGAGUUGUUAAAUUGUCCUUGGUGAUUACUUCCUUCUGGCUUUGGAAUGCAGGCUUGUCACACACCCCAAUAGCCAUUUUUCUUCUCCUCCGCUUUUGGAUGGAACAUGGCUGCCCAGACUGCAAUUCACAGCCUCUCUUGCAGCCAGAAGUUGCCCUGAACAAAGAGGUGACCCCAGAACUGCCGUGUGGAGUGCCUAGCAAACGUCCUUAAAGGGUAACGUGAAGCACCCAAGUUCUUUGCUCCUUCCUAGUUCCUACCGACUAGAAUAUGAGUGUUGUCUGGAGGUUCAGUAGCCAGCUUAGAUCGUGAGGCUGCUCACCGAGCCACAGAGCGGUAAGACCGGGGCGGGGUCUCCGGUCUCUUGAUCAGAAGGCCUCCGUACCAGCCCUGGACUGACUGCCAAGUUCUGUUACUGGAGGAAGAAGCUAACCUUGCAUCACAUUUAAGCCACUAUUGUCUUUGAAAGAUAGAUGUAGCCAAAUGUACAUUCUAACAUGGAAUGUAUAAAAUCAUAUGGCACAUAAAUCAAAUUUGCUGAGACCCAUGCCCAAGGUUGGGCCUUGCAAAGAGAACAGACAUAAAGGAAAGAAAUUCUAAUUACUCAAAACCCUGGUGACCAUUUUUUCAUAGGUUUACCAGAUUCCCUCAGUGCCACAAAUGAUGAGCAAUAAUAUAGCCUUUCGGUCCAGAGGCAGAAGAUAUUUUAAUGUUCUGUAACUUUGGGGGGGGGGGGGCGGGGAUGGAGAGGAGACUGCAGUCUUAGCAACAAAUUGCAAGAAGACCACAAGGAAGGGGGCCGCCUGGGUAGCUCAGCCCGUUGGGCAUCCGACUUCGGCUCAGGUCACGAUCUCGCGGUUCAUGAGUUCGAGCCCCUCGUCGGGCUCUGUGCUAACAGCUCUGUUUAGCCUGUUUCGGAUUCUGCCUCUCCCUCUCUCUCUCUGUCCCUUCCCCGCUCACGCUCUGUCUCUCUCUUCCUCAAAAAAUAAAUAAACCUUUAAAAAUUAAAAAAGAAUAAGGAGGGGCUUAGUCAGCAGACCCUGUGACUCUUGAACUCAGGGUCUUGAGUUUAAGCUCCACGUUGGGUAUGCAGUCUACUUUAAAAAUAAACAAACAAAUAAAUAAAUAAAUAAAUAUUAAAAUAGAAAAAGAAGAAUAGUACAAGCAGUUCCCAUACAAUCUUUACCCGCAUUCCUCAAAUAUUAACAUUGAAAAAAAAGAAAGUUACCAUUUUACUGCAUUCACUUUAUCACUCUCUGUUACCCAAUGUUUUUCUCCUGAAACAUUUGAGAGUAGGUUACAGACACAUUGGCCCUUCACCAAGAAAUACCUUAAGCAUGUUUCCUAAAAAUAAGGGCUUAUGUGACACCAUAACCACAGUAACAUUAUCCAAAUCAGAAAAUCAGCCCUCAUGUAAUGCUAUUACCUAACCAAUAGACUUAGUUUUUACUGGUUGCCCAGAUCGAGUCCUUUACUACAAAAGAUAAUCCCAAAUCACAUGUUGCAGUCUCUUGCGUGUCUCUCUAUGCCUCUUCAAUCUGGAAAAAUGUGUCUUAUCCUGUCUUUCAUAGUCUUGACAUUUUUGAAGAGUUGGUUAUUAUGUAAAAUGUCCCUCAGUUUGGAUACAUCCAAUGCUUUUCUUAUGAUUAGAUUCAGUUUGUGAAUUGGGGGCCAGAAUACUCCAGAACUAAUGCUCUGUUGAUUCUCAGUGCAUCCACCCUAUCAGGAGGCAUAUGGCACCAAUUUCUCCUGUUAGUGGUGAUGUUAACCUUGACCAUUGGUUAGCUUUGUGUCUGCCAGGUUUGGCCAUUGCAAGGUUAUUGUUUUCUCUUUGAAAAA
Molecule: messenger RNA, 3408 nt
Organism: Acinonyx jubatus (cheetah)
Lineage: Eukaryota; Metazoa; Chordata; Mammalia; Carnivora; Felidae
Product: translation initiation factor IF-2-like
Exons: 4
Coding region: 1-759 (252 amino acids)
Source: RefSeq, a predicted model, not a curated record